AUGAAAGUUUCCACUCAGUUUCUAGCCGCGUGUGCUAUUGCAUUUACUACCACCGCUCUGGCAACACCUUCAAUGUCAAAGAGGAUUAUUGAUGGCUCGAAAGUUCUUGGUUGUUUUGCGAGUGUCUUCAUGAAGGGUGAAGAGGCCUGGACUCCAGAAUGUGCUACAGCUGCAACGACUGAUCUCGGCAUUACCCAAGAGGCCGGCUUUGAUGAUUUGACUCUUGAUUUUACGAAACCUGACCUAACGUUGUCAUCAAGUGUAUCCGUGAAAUUGGCCUCGCUCCCCGGAAUCAGUCUACCUGUAAAGAAAUUUUCUGGCCAUUUUGCUAUCAUUGAUGGUGGAGUUGCGAUCGCAAAGCUUACGGCUCCAAGCACUUCUGCCAAAGUCAAAGGCAGGAUUCUCAAGUUCACACUCGGAACUACUGCUCUAAAGACUAUACCAGGACAGGAGGAUGGGAUAUCCAAGUUCAUCGAAACCCUGGUGAUACAACCCUCACAUACGUUCACCAUCGCUGGAAAUGCCGAUGUUACAAUCAAGAUUCCCGGCAUUCCGCUCCUUGGCGGGGUCAGUAGUCUUGUUUCUCCUUCUGCUUCCUCAAAAACCUUAACUGCUACCAACGUCGGUUUUUCAUCUCCCAUCACUUUGCGAGGCGUUAAGGGCUUUUGGGUCAAGUAUUUAAGUCAAAAGCACUUUACCAGAGAUUCUAAGUCUGGUAUCACUACAUUGGUAUAUACGGCUAAUUUCCAUAACCCUUCGCAGGUGAAUAUGAGACUAGGAGACACUAAAUACAACGUACUUAAUGCUAAGGGAGAAUUAGUGGGAGUCAUUAAUAUCCCAAAUCUAUACUUGGCCAUGGGUGACAACGUUGUGACAGCUACCACAACGUUCACUAAUCCCGAUGCUUAUAAUGCCCUAACAACCAAGAGCAAUGCGUUCACAGUAGUAGGCUUUAAAGAUACUGUGAAAAACUCUAUCCUGGCUAAAGCAAUGGUUGGCAUUAAGUUUCAAAUGACAAUCCCCCAAAUUGUAGCUGCAUAA
This is a messenger RNA of Lobosporangium transversale, 1041 nucleotides long. RefSeq lists its product as hypothetical. Bases 1 to 1041 code for a protein of 346 amino acids. Lineage: Eukaryota; Fungi; Mortierellomycota; Mortierellomycetes; Mortierellales; Mortierellaceae. The record is from RefSeq and is a predicted model, not a curated record. The transcript is spliced from 5 exons.